Molecule: messenger RNA, 1965 nt
Organism: Ogataea philodendri
Lineage: Eukaryota; Fungi; Ascomycota; Pichiomycetes; Pichiales; Pichiaceae
Exons: 1
Coding region: 1-1965 (654 amino acids)
Molecular function (GO): mannosyltransferase activity
Source: RefSeq, a predicted model, not a curated record
AUGGCAUUUCCGUUUCUUCGAGCACGAUCGCGGUACCGGUUUUACAUACUGGUUGCCGUUUUGGUGCUGCUGACGUACUACUAUUGGCCAAUAGAUCAAAUAGAACAGCUGUCUGACACAGUGCAACGGUCCACUGUUCAGGGAAGUUCUCAGUCGGGGUCGCAAGGUGGGAAUCCUCAGCAGGAGGAGCAGGACGAUCGUAUCUACCGCGUGAGUACCAAACCUUUACGCGUCAACUUCAACCCAGACACCAGCGAACUGGAGGUGCCUAAAAUCAUAGAAAUCGACUCGGUCAACCAGGCUUUGGGAGUGCUUAAUUUGAAGCCUCUUGAGGAAAACGCCGACUCCAGAAAAGCUCCAUCGCAGUCAAAGGGCACGCUGGUCACGUCGGAGUUUGUCACCGACAAAGAGUAUAAGCCUCUUAGCUCGGUUAUUGGUUACGUUGGCAACAAGAACGUUCCAGCAGCAAAGACAUACUACGAUCUAACGUGUCAGGACGUCACAUACAAGCCAGACGAAAACAGACAGAUAAAAUACUCCGAGCCGGUGCUGUUGAAGGACGAUUUGGCCAGUAUUCGUACUGCCUUGCUGUCAACAGAAUACAAAAACCUCAUCACCAUGGGCGACAGCUUGCAAACGAAAGUGGAGGAGAAAUGGCACCAGUUCUCGGGUGCCUCAGUCUGGCUACCGGACGAGGAGUGUCAUCUGAUGGCCAGCCGAGUCAGCUAUGCUCCGCAAGCCAAAAAUUCCCCGGUUGCUUCUUUUAUUAGACUGCAAUUAUUCGAUGCUCAGUGGAAUGAAAUUCUCGGAAGACGGAUCCGUUACAACGAUAUCACCAAACAGGAAAUCGAUGGCGUGCUUAGAGACUACAACGAAGCUCAAGACGAUUCGCUGCUGGACCGGAUCUCUCUCAAGUUCCCUACUGUGCUGGACGUUCCAUUCGAUCCCAAGGUGAACUCCAAGGAGAUGUUGGGCCCUGAGGACCCUCGGAUUUUGUUCAAGGAUGGUGAGUUUGUGCAGGAGCCGGUGAUCUUUUUCAACAUGCUUGUGGACUCGAAACGGACAAUGAACGCUGUUUUCCCUUUGCGGAAGCCUAAUCCGAAGACCAAGAAACUGGACGUUGUGCAAUUCAAGGCAUCUGGGAUCAACACGAGCGCCAAGCUGUCCACAGAGAAGAAUUGGACGCCCUUUUUCGACACAGUCAGAGUCGGAGACUCUCCCAAGACCUCUGGAUACGUUCAGUUCUUGUACACAAUUGAUCCGCUGGUUGUUUUCCGGUGCAACCUGGACAACGGAAAGUGCGAAAAGUUGCAGGACAAUAUCAAUUAUUCCACGUUCUCGAGACAGGGCAAGGGGUACGUGCGUGGGGGUACUGAGCUGGUGCCUGUUCCUCGGAUCAUCACGCAGAAGUUGAGCAAAGGCGGGAUCGACAGCCGACUGCAAAUGUGGGUUGGAUUUGCAAAGACACAUCUUAACAGUUGCGGCUGUGGAGACACCAUUUAUAGACCGAGUCUGAUGCUUUUAAUCAAGGAGGAUGGUGUUUUCCGGGUGGAGUUGAUGACCGAUAGCAUUGAUUUCGGAAUGGACGUUCUUUCAUGGAGCGAACAUGGAAGUGCGUGCGGGGGUCCGAACGUUUUGACUCCAAACGGUAUUUCGUUCUGGAACAUCAAGCUGGCGGAGGAGGUGCCUGAGGAGAGCGAGGGGUCGAACACAAACAGUCUUUCUUCGGACUACAUGGCGCUGACGGUGAGCGAGGCAGAUUCGAACGUGAAGCUUAUUUUCUUGCGCAACGUUGCCAACUACAUCUUUGGCAUCUACGACUCGGGCAAGUACAUGCUAGGCGACAACGAGAUGGUGGAGGUUGUUUCCGACCGCACGCGCAAGGUCAGCGAGUGUAUGCUGGGUGCCUCUUUGGAUUACUGUGUGCGGUACGGCCAGCGGAUGUCCCGUCCGCAAAGUAUAUAA